AUGGAAGCCACCGAAACCUCUCGGAGCUCCGACAAUCCAUCCCGCAAGGUCGUUGACAUAGCUGCCGGUGAAUCACACACUCUCCUUCUUUCCGAAGAUGGAAGUGUUUACUCUUGGGGUAGAGGAAUGUUUGGACGGCUUGGGCUUGGGUUUGGUUCUCAAAAUGAUCAACUUUUUCCGGUGAAAGUAAAGUUUGAAAACCCUAGUGGAAGUAGUGACUGUGUCAAAAUAGUGGGAAUUGCCGCGGGUGCUUAUCACAGUCUUGCUCUUGCAGAAGAUGGAUCUGUUUGGUGCUGGGGUUACAACAUCUGUAUCCUUAAUAUCGGAGAGGACUCGCAUGAUUCCCUGGAUCCUUGCUUACUUAGCAGGUUUCUUGAGUUGCAACCGCCUGAUUCUUCAACCGGUCUAUCUGAAGCAGAAGACAGAGUAUCACUAAAGAUUUGUACUGUAAAAGCAGGAGGAAUGAUGUCUCUGGCUAUUGAUAACCACGGGACCCUGUGGAUAUGGGGAAACAUCCCAGAAGAAAACAAAGACGGUGGGUUAUCUCUGGUAAACAGUUUCAUUCCAAGACCAGUCUGGGAUUUUCAUGGUCGAGCGGUUGUCAAGGUUUCGUGUGGAAACGAGCAUGUUGUAGCGUUGGUUAGUGCUACAGAAUCACACAAGGAUGAAGAUCUACUGUGCUACUCUUGGGGUUAUAACAGCCAUGGCCAAUUAGGUUUGGGGGAUAGUCAGAGCAGGCUGCGUCCUGAAGUUGUAAAAGUAUUCGACGAGGAUUCUCCUUUGACGAUUUACGAGGUAGCAUGUGGUGCAUUUCACACGGCUUUGCUAACUCACAAAAAGGAAUUCGCCGACACAUUAGAAAGCAUGUGUUGGACCUUUGGCCUUGGCGAAAAUGGUCAACUAGGGCAUGGAACAACGCAAAGCGCUUUAUUUCCUACACCCGUUAAAGUGUUGCCCCAAAAUGCUUACUUUAUUUCUGUUGACUGUGGCUUGUUUCAUACAAGUGUUGUUUCCUCAACUGGGGGUGUGUGGUCCUGGGGAAUGGAGAAGGGUCUUGGCUUAUGUCCUGACGCCAGUCGUGGUGAAACAGUUUCUGGUGAUGCCCUCUCCCCCCUUCUCAUCUUAUACAAGCCACACCAACCUAUUUUUCCAGAUCCAGUUAAAGUUGUGUGUGGGGCUGCACACACCGUUGUUAUCGUGCAGAAGGGAUAUAAGGUGUGGUCUUGGGGUAGGGGAAGGAGUGGUGUUCUUGGGAAUGGUAAGGAAAUUGAUAGUUACACUCCCACCAUUGUUUUGUGGCCUCCAACAAAGGAGGAUCUCAAUGACGAGGAUUCGAAGAGCUCGGAUGAGCAAGAUAACGUCGCAGAAAAGAAACCCAAAGUAAUAACAGAAACAGAUGAGAAACUAUCCUCAGCGUUGAAUGAGGUGAAGCUGCUUCAAACAAAGCUAUCUACAAUGGAAAAAUAUGCCAGCAUACUUCACGGCUCUAUUUUUGGAAAACCUUUUGAUGAACAUGAUAUUCCUGUUUCGAUGCGGGAUUCGGGUUCCAUGAAUAUUGCCAAAGAAUGGGAUGACAUGUUAGAGGCAGCAGAUGAUAGGAAGCUAGCUAGGAUGGAAAUGUUUUACCGCGACAUGAUAGCUGGUGUGAAAGAUAAAUUAAUGAAAAGAAAGAUCAAGGAAAUUAUAAAGGAAUGUCUCCAAUCUUCAAAUGUAAGUAAUAAUUAG
Vicia faba (fava bean) is the source of this 1725-nucleotide messenger RNA. Lineage: Eukaryota; Viridiplantae; Streptophyta; Magnoliopsida; Fabales; Fabaceae. The record is from the annotation of a GenBank genome assembly.